Molecule: messenger RNA, 1108 nt
Organism: Labrus bergylta (ballan wrasse)
Lineage: Eukaryota; Metazoa; Chordata; Actinopteri; Labriformes; Labridae
Source: RefSeq, a predicted model, not a curated record
AAUCGUCAUAUAAUUGAACAUUAACUGACUAACUGUGUCCUGGGGGGUUUAUGUACUCAGAUGAUUGUUAAUAUGCUCAUUCGACUGAUGAACUUAAAGAAGAUAAAAAGAAGAUAAUCGAUGUUUCUUCGCCCCUCCAGCUGCUUUGUGAUUAGCAUUAGCAUUAGCACACCACGUGUUAGAAACCACCAGGAGACUUUAAUGAUGCACUUUAUGAUUAUUCUGCUCCUCUUUAACCCCGCUGCUGAGGGCCAUGAGGGCCAGGAGGACCGGGAGGACCGGGAGGACCGGGGGACCAGCAGCACCGAGGCCGUGUUGCUGUGCAGGACGUGCGGACACGAACUGUCGCGCGGGACCGAGAUCCACUUCGUCCCCAGCCGGCUCGCGCUCUCCAGCCGGAACCACACGCUGCCCGGGGGUCGGAGGGUCCACACCCAGGUGUUCCAGAACCCCCACGGACUCCAGUUUGAGGUGAUGACGUUCAGGAAAGCGGACGUGAGUCAUCAGUGGCCGGCAGACAAACACUUCACGUGGUUCCCGGGCUUCUCGUGGACCGUGUCCACCUGCCCACGGUGUAAAACUCACUUAGGUUGGGGUUUCCAGCCGAGUACCUGGCCGGACACGAUCACCACGACCAAGUUUGAGGAGUCUGAGGAAACCUUCCUGGCUUUAAUCACCCAUCGUCUGUUGAGUGAAGACUUUGCUUCCAGUCUGCUCGUGACUCCAAAAUCCUUCAUGAGCUGACCAACUGUUUGAGUGUACGAUUACCCAGAGGACUGACUGAGCUGAGACGCAGCAGAGCCAGAGGAAGAACACACACUGAAUAAAGUGAAAACAUAUCAGCUCUGCUGCUGUGACGGACCGAGCACACAUCUGGUGGAAUUUACAGUUAAAUUCAGAGAUAACAGGUCAUUGUUUUUUUUUUUAUACCCAUGAAGUGUUGAGGGUCAAAAUGUGCAAGCUUGUAGUUUUUUUUCCAUUUUGUUCUUUAUUAAAAAUGUCAUUUCAAAUCUCAUGGAUAUCUGUAAAACAAUACAAUGAAAAAAAAAAAGUCCCAUAGAAAUGGUGUCAAAAUAACCACUCUCCCCGAUAACCAACAGACUCCUGC